CCCGCCAGAGCCCACACCGCACCGAGCUGAAAAGGGACCCAGAGGGGGCUUCAGCCUCCCUUGGACUAAGGAAGGGGGCUUGGCUGUGGGACGAAGAAGAGGGAGCUCAGUAAGCCAAGCCUGGCUGGAGUAGGCAACUAGCAGGGGGGAAAGUCACCAUGGAGCCCACUUCUGGUCAGGACGACAGCCAGAAGAAAAAGCAACAGAAGGAAAAGGCCAAGAAAGCAGUUCUGGAGCUUCCCCCCAGGCCUCUCCGCUCUCUAUUCUGCCUCACCCUCCAGAACCCAGUGCGCAAGGCCUGCAUCGCCAUUGUGGAAUGGAAGCCCUUCGAGACCAUAAUCCUGCUGACCAUUUUUGCCAACUGCAUUGCACUGGCGAUCUACGUGCCCAUGCCUGAAGAUGACACCAACAAAGCGAAUACUAGACUGGAGAAGCUAGAAUACUUUUUUCUCACAGUAUUUGCCGUUGAGGCACUGCUAAAGAUAAUUGCCUAUGGAUUUUUAUUCCAUGCAGACGCCUACCUCCGAAAUGGCUGGAAUGUGCUGGAUUUCACAAUAGUAUUUUUGGGAGUCUUCACAGUGAUCCUGGAGAGAGUCAGCGUAAUCGACAACGCUCUUCUCAGUGGGCAGGGUGGUUUUGAUGUCAAAGCACUGAGAGCCUUUCGGGUGCUGCGGCCCCUACGCCUGGUGUCAGGAGUACCAAGUCUGCAAGUGGUACUGAACUCAAUCGUCAAGGCUACGUUGCCCCUGAUCCACAUUGCUGUGCUUGUUGUCUUCAUGCUUGUCAUCUAUGCCAUUAUGGGGCAGGAGCUCUUCAAGGGCAAAAUGCACAAGACCUGCUACUACAAUGGAACAGAUAUCAUUGCCACCGUGGAAAAUGAAAAACCAUCUCCAUGUACAAAUUCAGGCCAUGGGCGCCGCUGCACUAUUCCUGGUUCAGAGUGCAGGGGCUAUUGGCCGGGACCCAACAAUGGCAUCACCCACUUUGAUAACUUUGGGUUUUCUAUGCUGACUGUCUACCAGUGUAUCUCCAUGGAAAGCUGGACUGACGUCCUCUACUGGAUAAAUGAUGCCAUUGGGAAUGAAUGGCCCUGGAUCUACUUUGUCAGCCUCAUCUUACUUGGGUCGUUUUUUAUCCUUAAUCUGAUCCUGGGUGUGCUCAGUGGGGAAUUUACCAAAGAGCGUGAGAAAGCCAAAUCACGGGGUACCUUCCAGAAACUGAGGGAGAAGCAGCAAUUGGAGGAAGACAUGAAAGGCUACAUGGACUGGAUCAUCCAUGCAGAAGUCAUGGAUAGCGACCGGACACGUGGGGAAGGAAUGAUGCCAUCAGACGAAGGUGGCUCAGAGACAGAAAGCCUGUAUGAGAUUGAGGGCAUGAAUAAAUGGAUUUUGUUCUUUCGACACUGGCGGCGAUCGAACCGUCUUCUCCGCAGGAAAUGCCGUGAACUGGUUAAGUCCAGGUUUUUCUAUUGGUUUGUCCUCUUGAUUAUCGCGUUGAACACCAUCUCAAUAGCUACUGAGCAUCACCAACAACCUGAUUGGCUGACCAAGGCUCAAGAUAUUGCCAACCGGGUGCUUCUGGCCCUCUUCACGAUAGAGAUGAUUCUUAAGAUGUAUGCUCUGGGCUUCCGCCAGUACUUCAUGUCAAUUUUCAACCGCUUUGAUUGCCUUGUGGUGUGCAUUGGCAUCCUAGAGAUCGUGCUGGUGGAAAUUACCUCCAUGACACCCCUGGGCAUCUCUGUUUUGCGGUGCAUUCGCCUGCUGAGGCUCUUCAAAAUAACUAAGUAUUGGACCUCUCUGAACAACUUAGUGGCAUCUCUGCUGAACUCGGUGCGCUCCAUCAUCUCCCUCCUCACUCUCCUCUUCCUCUACAUGGUCAUCUUUGCGCUAUUAGGGAUGCAACUUUUUGGAGGGAGGUUUGACUUUGAUGAUACAGUGAUACGGCGCAGCACCUUUGAUAACUUCCCUCAGGCUCUCAUCACCGUCUUCCAGGUCCUGACCGGGGAAGACUGGACUUCUGUUAUGUACAAUGGCAUAAUGGCAUAUGGAGGGCCAGUCUACCCUGGUGUGCUGGUCUGCAUUUACUUCAUUGUUCUCUUUGUCUGUGGGAAUUAUAUCUUGCUCAACGUUUUCUUGGCUAUUGCCGUGGACAACCUUGCUGAAGCUGAAACUUUGACCUCUGCCCAGAAAGCCAAAGAUGAAGAGAGGAAGAAAAAGAAAAUGGGCCGAGGUUACCCGGAGAAGUCAGAAGAGGAAAAGCAGUUGCUGGCUAAGAAGCUGGAACAGAAAGCCAGGGGAGAAGGAAUGCCCACCACAGCCAAGUUGAAGGUGGAUGAGUUUGAAUCUAAUGUCAAUGAGAUCAAGGACCCUUAUCCCUCCGCUGACUUCCCAGGUGACGAUGAAGAAGAUGAGCCUGAAAUUCCACUGAGUCCUCGGCCACGUCCCCUGGCAGAGCUGCAGUUGAAGGAGAAGGCAGUGCCCAUGCCUGAAGCCAGCUCAUUCUUCAUCUUUAGCCCAACCAACAAGAUCCGUGUACUGUGCCACCGGAUUGUGAAUGCCACCUGGUUCACCAACUUCAUCCUCCUCUUCAUUCUGCUCAGCAGCGUCUCACUGGCAGCUGAGGAUCCAUUACGGGCCGAGUCCUUCAGGAAUAAGAUUCUAGGAUAUUUUGACUAUGGCUUCACUUCUGUGUUCACAGUAGAAAUCGUUCUAAAGAUGACUGCUUAUGGUGCUAUCCUACACAAGGGAUCCUUCUGCCGCAACUAUUUCAACAUCCUGGACUUGGUCGUUGUGGCUGUCUCUCUUAUCUCCGUGGGAUUUGAGUCCAGUGCCAUCUCAGUAGUGAAAAUCCUCAGGGUGCUCAGAGUACUGCGACCACUGAGAGCCAUUAACAGAGCAAAGGGGCUGAAGCACGUAGUACAGUGUGUUUUUGUGGCUAUCAAGACCAUCGGCAACAUUGUGCUUGUCACUGCCUUGCUACAGUUCAUGUUUGCUUGCAUUGGGGUGCAGCUCUUCAAGGGGAAGUUCUUUAGCUGUACAGAUUCAACCAAGAUCACUGCAGAAGAAUGCAACGGAUACUUCAUCACAUACGUCGAUGCCGAUCCAACACAGGUUGUGAAGCACGAGCGAAUGUGGACACGCAAUGAAUUCCACUUUGAUAAUGUAUUGUCAGCCAUGAUGUCUCUCUUCACAGUUUCCACCUUUGAAGGAUGGCCUAAGUUAUUGUACAAAGCAAUUGACACAAACGCUGAGGACGUGGGCCCCAUCUACAACUAUCGCAUGAGCGUUGCCAUCUUCUUCAUCAUCUAUCUCAUCCUCAUAGCCUUUUUCAUGAUGAACAUCUUUGUAGGUUUUAUCAUCGUAACCUUCCAGGAGCAGGGUGAAACAGAGUACAAAAACUGUGAGCUGGACAAGAACCAGCGCCAGUGUGUGCAAUAUGCACUCAAAGCACGCCCUCUGAGAUGCUACAUUCCCAAGAACCCCUACCAGUACCAGAUAUGGUAUAUUGUGACCUGCUCCUACUUUGAGUACCUUAUGUUCUUCCUGAUCACAUUGAACACCAUCUGCUUGGGCAUGCAGCAUUAUAAUCAAUCAGAGACAAUGGACCACCUCUCAGAUAUCCUUAAUGUGGUCUUCACCCUUCUCUUUACUGUGGAGAUGAUCCUUAAACUUAUAGCCUUCAAGGCUAAGGGCUACUUUGGGGACCCUUGGAAUGUCUUUGAUUUCCUUAUAGUCGUUGGCAGCAUCAUUGAUGUCAUCCUGAGUCAGAUUGAUAUAAUUCUUGCUUCCAGAGGUGGAUUGUACUGCCUAAGCGGUGGCUGUAAUGGCAUUACGAAUCCGGUGAUCCAGGGAGACAACACAAUACAACAUGCCACAGAUCCUGAUGAGGGCGGCCGAAUCUCUAUCACUUUCUUCCGGCUUUUCCGUGUCCUACGGCUGGUAAAACUGCUGAGCCGAUCAGAAGGCAUUAGAAAUCUACUAUGGACCUUCAUCAAGUCCUUCCAGGCACUGCCCCAUGUGGCCUUGCUGAUUGUGAUGUUGUUCUUUAUCUAUGCUGUGAUUGGGAUGCAGAUGUUUGGGAAAAUUGCUCUGGUGGAUGGAACCUAUAUAAAUCGGAACAACAACUUCCAGACGUUCCCACAAGCAGUGCUGUUGCUAUUCAGGUGUGCAACUGGUGAGGCCUGGCAGGAGAUCUUACUGGCUUCCAGCUAUGGCAAGCAAUGUGACCCUGAGGCUGACUUUGCUCCUGGGGAAGAAUUUACAUGUGGCACAGACUUUUCUUAUUUCUACUUAGUCAGCUUCUACAUGCUAUGCGCAUUCCUGAUUAUCAACCUCUUUGUUGCUGUUAUCAUGGACAACUUUGACUACCUCACACGGGAUUGGUCCAUAUUGGGUCCUCAUCACCUGGAUGAAUUCAAAAAAAUCUGGGCAGAAUACGAUCCUGAAGCCAAGGGCCGCAUCAAACAUCUAGAUGUGGUGACUCUGUUGAGACGAAUCCAGCCUCCCCUGGGCUUUGGGAAGUUUUGUCCACACCGUGUAGCAUGCAAGCGCUUGGUGAGCAUGAAUAUGCCCCUGAAUAGUGACGGCACAGUCACUUUCAAUGCAACACUCUUUGCUCUGGUGAGAACAGCUCUCAAGAUCAAGACAGAAGGUAACUUUGAACAAGCUAAUGAAGAGUUAAGGAUGAUUAUUAAAAAAAUAUGGAAGAGAACCAGCAUGAAGCUCCUGGAUCAAGUCAUUCCACCAAUUGGAGAUGAUGAAGUGACCGUGGGCAAGUUCUACGCUACCUUCCUCAUCCAGGAGCACUUCAGAAAAUUCAUGAAGCGCCAGGAAGAGUAUUACGGAUACCGGCCCAAGAAGAAUGCUGUUGAAAUUCAGGCUGGCCUGAGGACCAUUGAAGAGGAAGCAGCUCCUGAGAUCAAAAGAGCAAUCUCUGGGGAUCUGACAGCAGAGGAGGAACUUGAGAGAGCCAUGGUUGAGGCAGCAAUGGAGGAAGGCAUCUAUAGGAGGACAGGGGGGUUGUUUGGCCACGUUGACACCUUCAUGGAACCAAGCAGCCCACUACCACCUCAUAUGGCUAGCCAGAGACCUCUACAAUUCACCGAGAUGGGAAGCGAAGAUUUGGAUUCCCCUGUAUUCCUUGAUGACUUCCCACCAGGAGGGGGUGGCAAUGUGAACCACAGCAACAGCAACGCCAACAACAACGUGACAACGGGGGUGAUGUAUGAGAAUGAACUAGUGAGAGAGAGGAUGAUACCAUCAUCUCAUCAGCUACCUGAUCUAGCCCACAAAUGCUCUAUUCGGCCUAAAAACUGUAAAGGAAAAAUGAGCAAGGUGCCAGCUCAUGGUGUCCAGAGCCAAUCAGAACUACAGUUUUCCAUCCAGCAGAAGUCCAUUGGCUCACAAUGGACCGAUGAUGGCGAAGGGUCACCAUCUACAAGCAGCAAUGAGGGAAAUGCACUAAGGAGUACGGAAACCUCUACCCCUGCCUCCAUUCAGCUCAUCCAAGAGGCUCUGAGUUCUGGAGGACUUGAAUCCCUGGCUAAAGACUAUUCGUUCCUGAAACUGGCAAGAAAUGAGAUGGCUGCUGCCUUCCAGGUGGAGGUGACUGAGGUGGAGGAGACUGCAGCUGCUUUGUUGAAGAGAAGGGAAACCGACUCAACUACAUCUUUGUAAAAGGCUCAUUGCACGGCCAUUCCAAAUUCUAGACUGUGAGAUCUUGCCCCCAGCCUUAUCUCUUUUCCCCCCAGCAGGGCUGCUAUACAGUGCUACCCGUUUGUCUGCUUCCGGGUGGUUACAAUGAAAACACUGCAUUACCUGCUCACAGCAAUCCCUGACUGGUUGCCAUCGGCAGCAUAACAGGCUAAUGGAAAAGAUGGCAGAGGGAAAACUAUUUUCCUUGGCUGUCAAAAGAGGAGAUUUUUUAAGAAAUGGGACUCCCCGGGUGUUUCUCCCAGCAGAGUUUCCUUGCUCUCAUGAUAUCGACAGCAUACAAGCUAAAAUGAUAGAUCACCAAAUAUUCCCAAUAUUUAAUAUCAAAUGUCCCUCCUACCUAGUGAAUUUAUUUCCUCUGGGAGACAUCUUGAAAAGUGCCCUUCGAUUACAUUGUUUUCAACAGAAAGUAAAAAUGAUGAAAUGCUAGCACUUUUAAUAAACCAGGAAUGAUUAUUUUA
Lacerta agilis (Sand lizard) is the source of this 6172-nucleotide messenger RNA. It is a transcript of the gene CACNA1S, whose product is annotated as calcium voltage-gated channel subunit alpha1 S. The record is from RefSeq and is a predicted model, not a curated record. The transcript is spliced from 45 exons. Gene Ontology annotation, cellular component: voltage-gated calcium channel complex; membrane. Lineage: Eukaryota; Metazoa; Chordata; Lepidosauria; Squamata; Lacertidae. The coding region runs from base 159 to 5675 and encodes 1838 amino acids. Gene Ontology annotation, molecular function: calcium ion binding; high voltage-gated calcium channel activity. Gene Ontology annotation, biological process: calcium ion import across plasma membrane.